This is a messenger RNA of Colossoma macropomum (tambaqui), 5067 nucleotides long. Its product is annotated as interleukin-31 receptor subunit alpha. Gene Ontology annotation, molecular function: cytokine binding; cytokine receptor activity. The record is from RefSeq and is a predicted model, not a curated record. Bases 559 to 3276 code for a protein of 905 amino acids. Gene Ontology annotation, biological process: cytokine-mediated signaling pathway. Lineage: Eukaryota; Metazoa; Chordata; Actinopteri; Characiformes; Serrasalmidae. Gene Ontology annotation, cellular component: external side of plasma membrane; signaling receptor complex. The transcript has 15 exons.
ACUUUGUUUACAAGCCGCGCUACUCCAGUCGUCCUGCAAACCCACACAAACAGAGAGAGGUAGACACGCAGGUGGAAUGUUAGGAAAGUGGCAGGUGCGGGGCUGUUUUAGUACAAAUAAGCCCUGAGGCAAACCGUAACAACUAAGGGAACCUUCUCCGUCCUGUGGGUAUGAAAAAUACGCGCCCUGCGAUGCAGCGAGGAAACGAAAGUCCUCAGCGCAGCCUGUAGGACCUGCCCACAGCUCCACGCUCGUCCUGCUGUGAACAAGGUGAAGUAAGAGGCAGUGCAGCAACAGCAGGAGCCGCUUUUACGAGCAGCUCUGUGCACUAGCAGCAGAGUACAGGAGCGUGUGCAGUCACCAAGGUGAGUUCCGCUGAGAUUGACGUCUCCUCUUCAGGGGAAAAGUGACCAACACAGCGGAAAACGCUGUGCCCUCAAGAAGAGUUAACACACACAGAAGAUGUAAACUUUUUAAAGCCUAUAUAUAGGCUAUUCCAGCCCUCAUGGCUCUGUAGACCUCUUGAAGCUCUUCGAUGAGCCAAGGUGGAGAAAAGCGAUGGAGGAAAAGACUCGGAACAUGGCCGGAUUUGUCUCCUGGAUAAGUGGGCUCUGCAUGAUCCUGGGCUCAGCCUCGUCUCCAGCACCCACUGUUACACACUGUGAACUCUUGGAGCAUGCAAACAUCACCUGUUACUGGACGGCGGUCAGUUCGGAGGGUACCAGCUACAAGCUGUCAGUCAACAUGACGUAUUGUUUGAAUUACACAAAUUACAUGCCCAUGGGCUCCUGCUACACAACACGCACUCAUUGUUCAGUGAACAUUGGGUCGGUGUCUCACUGCUUCUGUGUGGAUGUGCUGGCAUCUUCUCCAUCUGAAACUGCUAGAUCAGCUCGUCACUGCCUCAUUGGGAUCAAUGAAGUUAAGAUGUAUCCUCCGCGGAUCACAAAACUUGUUAUGAUACCAAUGAAAGCCCACUGUCUGAAGCUGGAGUGGACUGAAGACAUCUACUUGCAAUCUGAAAAGGACCAUAGCAUCCUACAGAUAGAGUACAACACUCCUCAUCAGGACCGGUCCUGGACAGUCAGCACAGCCCUUCACAACUGGCAGAUGGAGUUAUGUGGGUUAUAUCCAGGUACCCAGCACUACGUGAGGGUCCGAGCACAGAACAGUAGAGCCCCCAAGCACUGGAGCUCCUGGAGCGCUGUCCGAGAAGCCACCACAGCAGAGGCUGCCCCAUCAACUGCCCCGGAGCUAUGGAGACACAUCCAGCCAGUAGAUGAGAGAGGACAGAGACACAUCACUUUGCUUUGGAAGCCUCUCCUGUGGCCUGACAGUAAUGGUGUAAUUCAGCACUAUUCUGCAUCGUGCUGGAGUGACCUGGACCGGUCGCACUGGGACUGUCAUCAUCUGGACUCGUCCAGCAUGUCCUGCAUCCUUCAUGUUUCUGCCCAUCCCUGUACCUGCAACCUGACUGCAUCCAACUCUGCUGGCACAUCACCAUCGGCUCAUGUACGCAUACCUGGAGAUGGAGGGGCAGUGCUCCCACCUCCUGCAGACAUCAGAGUCACCCCACUGGACGACUUCCAGCUGAAGGUGGACUGGACAGCAGCAGUAGACCAAUCAGAGGCCAGCUUUGUGGUAGAGUGGUUUCCCAUACCUAACAACACAGCUGACGAUUUAUAUUGGAAAAUCUUGAAUGGGUCUGCAAGGAGCUUUGUUGUCGCAGAUGGAAUACUUCCUGAGGUCCCCUAUAAUGUUUCUGUUCGGAUCCUUUACAGAAAGGCAGUUGGAUUUGCAAGAUUCGCCGUUGCCUUUACUAGACAAGGAGCGCCCUCCGUUGGCCCAACUGUGGAAGUGCUGCAAAUAGCAAGCAACCAUGUGACUCUGAAGUGGGAAGCUGUUCCUUUGGAGAAGCUGCGUGGAUUCAUCCAAAACUACACAAUCCUAUAUAAAACCAACGGCAAAGUGAAAUCUCGAGUGCUUGGGGGCCACGUUAAGGAGUAUUCUCUGAGUGGUCUGUCGGCUGGAGAGUACGCCAUCUGUGUGAAGGCCCACACUGAGGCAGGGGGCGCUGCAGGCCCAUGGGUGACUGUGGCUGUGGGUAAUGAUUACUUUCAGUUGGUGGCCAUACUGUUGUGCGCUGUUGGCACUUUGUUGGUUUUAGUAAUCUUGCUAAGCCAGGUUGAAAGGAUUCAACAGCGCCUCUGUCCUGCUGUCCCUGACCCCUCUAAAAGCAGCCUGUCCACCUGGCCACCUGUUUCUCAAAGUCAGCAUAAGCUAACAGUCUUGGACUUCAAACCAUCCCCCUCUCUCUUUGAACUCAUCUAUGUGGGAGGAAAGUCCGGCCAUUGGGAUCACCACCACCAAAACCACAGCCAAGUCUCUGCUUUAAGCUACCAGGCUGUACCAAUCAAGUCAGCCAGCCAUGAAAGCAAAUCCCUUGCCAUCUUUGAAAGGCCAGUUGCAGCCAACCCGGACAAGCGAGAGGCUGAACAACCACUCAGUGAACCGAAUGCUGAAGAUUUGAGUGACCAUCUAACUGCUGACCUCGACUAUAAGGGUGAAGUGGUGACAGCGCUGCCGUCCUGCCUCCAAACUCAAGUAUCUUUUAGUUAUCCGACAGUCUCUGAGUCCUAUCUUGGAAUGGAUGUAGUGGGCUCACCUUUAUGUAGGGUCUGUGUGUCAAGAUUUGACUCUUGUUCUCAAAUCCAUGUAUCAUCUAGAUGUUCAUCAGAUCCUGAGUCCUUUCUUGGAGUGGAUGCAGUUGACCUUGUCUAUAAAAGGAACUUUAAGUCAAGAUUAGAGUCCACUUGCUGUCCUUUUGUGUCUACUAGUUAUCUUCCAGUCCCUGAUUCCUAUGCCAAUAUUGGAGUGGAGGCCGAAGAUUCAACUAAUCUUAUCCAGAGAAGUAACCACUUGUCUGGACUGGAGCCCUGUUGUUACACCCAUGUAUCUACUACUUACCUCCCAGUCCCCAAGCCUUCUCUAGCCUAUGCGGAUUUUGUGAUGGAAACGGUGGACACAACUGAGCAUCUCCAUCAAAGUAGCCUCAUGUCAAAAAUGCAAUCCAAUUCUUACACUUGCGUACCUUUGGGAACGAAGGCAGUAGAAUCAUCUAGCAACCAACGAGUAUGUCAGUCUUCACCCGUAUGUACAAAUUUAAAAAUGGUGGACACGUAUAGGCUUUUGGGCCCUGAUGAGCGUCCACGCCUGUUGCCGUUUUCAUUACAGAAACACAGCACUGGGGAUGCAUCAGAUUUGGUAGGGUUGUGAAAAUGAACAGCUCACAGUCACAGGGACUGUAGCUGAUCUGAUUGCAGAGCAUAGAUGAGACAUUGACAGCACACCUCAGUUAUAUCAGGUGUUUCACUAAGCGUUAUUGCAUGAAAGUGGUGCAUGCUCCAGUUGCAUUCCUGGGGUACUCAAUGGACACUUGGCUUUUAUUUGCCAUCAGUCAGCAACUGAUGAACUGAUGAAUGUCUCUGAUCAGAUCAGACUUUGAUGAGGUGCCAAACUGUAGCACUGACACAUGAGUGAUCUGUCAUUUGUAUGGGGGUAGGGUUGGGCGGUAUAACAGCAACAAGGUAUACCUCAGUUAGAGGUCUGUAUUCCCGGCGAUUCCCGGAGCGGGCUGGAUACCAGCCCACUGUAGGCGGGAGUGGAUCUGAGGCAUGCAUGAAGAGAAAUCCCACAAAUUAAUGAAUAGCCUAAAAUAAAGUAGAAUGAUCACUAAAUCAUGUAUAUAUAAACAAUAUAAAAUGAUAACGGUAAAAGAGUUAAAUUGAAUAAAUUGAUAGUCAUUCUAAGGAGUUGCGAAGCAGCUGAUCAUGUGAACAGCACACAGAUUCUCGUAGCUUACAGAGAUGGCAGAGCCUUCAGUCCGACGGCCACAGCUAGUGGGUCCAGCAAAACACCAAAAAUAACCAUUCUGUGGUUUAAUUCCUGCUUUGUAUUUACUGGGAAUAAAUGUUGACGGAACUGCAUGGGUGGGAGCAGGUAAAAUUGUUUCGGUUGUGUGCAGGAGCUGGGCGAAUGAUUCCUUUUGUUGGUUGCAGGUGGGAUUGAAAAAGACAGACCUCUAACCUCGCUAUUUAAAAAUCAUGCCAGUAAUUUUUAUUUUAGAGGAGCUCACUGAUUGGUGGAGUGGGAGCUCACCAAUAGGUGGCGCUGACAGAAAGAGGGGGAAAAUCAGAGCCAGGAAAAACCUCAGAAAAACUGAGCAUGAUAGUAGCUCACACACCGCAGAUUUCUGCUUUAAUGCUAGCACCAGUCACUCUAAUUUGCGCUCUCAGAUGUGCUUUAAACAGGUGUCAGUUUAUCAUCAGUUUGCUGUAACUGUGUGGCACAUUUGGCCUGCUAACUAUUGCUGCAUUUGACUUGGCUCAGCUGUGGGAAGACGGAGCUCAGAAUUGCAUUCAAGCUACAAAGUAGGAAGAACAAGAAUGAAAGCGAAUAUUGUUACCAACAAGCUAAUCAGCUAAUAGUAGUGAUAUGAGUGAUAGCUUCAAUGUCCGUGAUGUAUUUACCUUCUCAAAACAGCAAACCUUAUGGUCAGUGUUGUAGUUCAACCAAGUACUGUGUCUGUAGGUUCACUGGUCUAAAGCAAAUCUCAUUUAAAAGUACAGAAGAGGUUAUUUAUUACUAUUGACAAUGUGAGCGGCCUUGUUGAUUUGACGUCAUAUGGAGGUCGGAGAACACCAUCUCCACUUUCCAAAUAGGAAGUGCCAGUUGGCAGAGAAAUAGCCAGAGGGUGUUUUCUUCCAAGCUAUAGAAAAUCUUAUAGAAAAGCUUCAGUCGAACGCAGCAUAAGCCAGUGUUGCCAAGUACUUUCAAUGGAAAGUAGCUAAAGCCUGCUCGAAAAGAUGCUAAAUGUCGCUAGAUGGCAUCAUGUGCUAAUUAGCAUAUCUGUGACGUCUUCACGUCAUAUUUGCAUUUUGCCUAGUGUCAGAUGGUGUCAGCCCUUUACAUCUUUGCAGUUGCUUCUCUGCUCUUUUCUGUGCUCACAUGUACUGUAUUUUAAUACAGUCGAAUGUCCAAUAAAGCUGUUCUCAUUUUACAUCAUGA